AGAGCCUGGGGUUCAGUGGUGUGCAGUGUACACGUGCCCACCUCCUACAGCAGUGUCCACCUUCACAGGAAAGACAGUGACCUCACUCCACAUGGGGCUGUCCAAGAAAAGUGCAGGAUACCGAGGUGCACAGAUGAUAUUUCUGUACAAUGACAGAAUGCCAUGGGAAGAUAAAUGAGAAAUAUGCUGUGAACUUCUUUUUACCACCUCGAGAAAUGGUGUGGGAGUUCCUCUGAGGGCCAGAAGUGACCUUUUAGAGACUAUUAACCACUCAGCAGAGAGGACACGAGGGAAAAGCCCUGAGCGAGAGUGUUCUGAGCCGCCUGCACCAGAACACUAAAGCAAAACCUCUUCAGUUAUAAUUUAAAUAGCAUGCAGAUACCAUCCAGUUUGGAAGAGGAAAUUUGAAAGACACACCUCCCUGAGAAGGUAUAAAGGUAAGGAGGUGUGAGCCCACAGGACCUUUGACAAAGUCCUAACUAACCUCCUUAGGGUCUCUCUUGGGAGCAGUGGUAGGGAGAUAACACUCCCCCUUCUUGAAGGAGUGGGGCUUUAUGCUGGUGGCUGCUGGAAUCACCAGCACUUUAGGGGUAAAGUGUUGUCUCAUUACUUAGGAAUUGCAAUUCUGUCCUGACAUGGCAGACUGAGCUGACUUUGACGGCAUGACGAAGGACUAUAAAUUAAUCGAAUGAUUGAGGAAGUCCUUGGAGACUGUGCUACCCCUGUUCAUGCUGGUUGGCUGCAGCCAUGGUAACCUCUUACUCCAGACCAAAGUCCGGGCUCUGCUGAGCUUUAUGACCAGGCCCAGGGUUCAACGUCCAGCAGCACAACCUCCUUUGGGAGAGCGAGGUUUUCUAUUCCACAGCAAAUUAUUGGACUCCAUUUCUAACACUGGACUCCAAAUGAUAAGGUCCAUAAAUCUUAUAAGCAGAUCUUUAUUCUUUUACCCUACGGAAAUCAUCUCCCUGAAAAAUGCCGACAGCGCAGAAGACCUUGAUGUUCUUGUCUGGUUUUCUCACGAGCCUGGGGUCCGUCAUCGUAAUCUGCUCGAUGCUGGGGACCCAAGCAUGGAUCACCAGUACAGUUGGCAUCACAGACUCCAUCUCCAACGGCAGCGUCACCAUCACCUAUGGUCUUUUUCGUGGUAGGAGCACUCAAGAAAUUGAUCAAGGACUUACAGAACCAGACAAAGACUUUGAAGUUUUAGGGAUGUUGAACAAUUCUUCCCAAAAAACUCUGCAUUUGGUGGCCAUCCUGUUCCUGGUCCUCAGCUUGUCCACUUCGCUGCUGAGUUCGGGCUUUACCUUCUACAACAGCAUCAGCAACCCCUACCAGACGUUCCUGGGCCCGACAGGGGUAUACACCUGGAAUGGACUUGGCGCAUCCUUCAUUCUCCUGACCAUGCUGCUGUUUGUGGGGAACACACAGUCCAACCAUCUCUCCGGGGAACUGCUGGAGAAGCUCUACCCAACAGUCACUAGUGGAGGAACGACCCACAGCUACGGGUACUCAUUUUGGCUCAUCCUGCUGGUCAUUCUUCUCGAUAUCGUCACCGUGGUCAUCAUCAUUUUCUACCAGAAGGCCAGAUACCAGCAGAAGCAGGAGCAGAGAAAGCCCAUGGAGUAUGCUCCCAGGGACGGGAUUUUAUUCUGAAUUCGACUUGGGGUCACUUUGGCGUUGUGUCUGUUUGGUGGACGUCAGCUCCCCGAGCAGUGGCAGGCAAGCUUCUCUGGACAAUCAAUAUGGAAAGAUGACUGCCAUUUGUGAUUUUUCUGACUGCCAUUUGUGAUGACUUUUCUCUCCCCGGACACCGUGUUCUUCACAGAGACCGUUGCCUUGGAAGGGGUGGGGAAGAGGAGUGGGGAGGCCAUGUCUAGGCAGUGCUCCCUGCUGCGGAGGGUCAGGAGCCGGUGGCCUUCCCACCAUCUGAAACAGGAAAGGUCCCACACCUUCCCUCUGACUAGCCAGGAGCACUUUAGCACCUGUCACCUGCUGUCUGCAGGAGGGGGCAGGUAUUUUCAUUCUGCUCUAAGAAUAAAGACUUCCAGGUACAGAGA
Messenger RNA from Marmota monax (woodchuck), 2057 nucleotides. RefSeq names its product clarin 3 (gene Clrn3). NCBI's taxonomy places the organism in Eukaryota, Metazoa, Chordata, Mammalia, Rodentia, Sciuridae. The transcript is spliced from 3 exons. The coding region runs from base 973 to 1653 and encodes 226 amino acids. The record is from RefSeq and is a predicted model, not a curated record.